AUGGACUCCGAGGUGGUCGCGCGUGUGCGCAACACGACAGCCUCGCCAACUGUGACCCCGGCUGCUGCGACUGCUCCGGCUGUUGCGGCCAACCAGUCCGAUCUUGCGUUCGACGCCAUCGCUGCCCUUGCUGGACGCCGUGCAUCGGUUGCUCACUCGGGCUCGGCGUCACCCGCCAAAAAGGACAGGGACUUUGGAGAGAGCACAAUUCAUGCUUCGGGCUUGUCCCCGCCGCCACCGCCGACUGCUCAGCCAGCGCAGCCAUCUCAGCCAGUCCUGCAAGCCCAGCAAAACCAGCACACCCAACCAUCCGCUGAGCUGCCACCAGUCGUAUCUCGCGGUCAGCAGCAACAGCCGUCGCCGGUGCCCUCGCCGCCGCCUAAGGUGCGUCGUCCGCUACCGUCGGCUGCACCGGCCGACCUGGCCGCCUCCACAGGCCUCAUCCCCGGCUUUCCGAGACGGACAUCGACAGCCUACGUGUCUGGUCGUUUUGACGCGUUGUCGUGCUGCAAUCAUGAGCUUGAUAAGGCCUCAUAA
Sporothrix brasiliensis 5110 is the source of this 537-nucleotide messenger RNA. RefSeq lists its product as uncharacterized. The record is from RefSeq and is a predicted model, not a curated record. The coding region runs from base 1 to 537 and encodes 178 amino acids. The transcript has 2 exons. NCBI's taxonomy places the organism in Eukaryota, Fungi, Ascomycota, Sordariomycetes, Ophiostomatales, Ophiostomataceae.